UUCGGCAGACGCGACAGAAGAACGGAAUGCGCGAGGAGGCUUAACCAAGCAUCCAUGGGGUUGCCAAGUUUGUAUGGGAUUGCUCGGCCUGAAGACUGAAGUUACCGAGUCCCGCGUGGCAAGAAAAGGGGCGGCAUCAAGUGGCGGUGAUGAAAGAGUGGAUAAUUAUUGUAGAGCGGGAAUGUUGAUGACAGCUUCUACAUUUUCUUGGGUUGAGAAGUCGUGAAAAGUGGUGCAUGCUCAAAUGCUUACCAGCUCCACCAAGACAAAUGCUGGAGAUGAUGCUAUUCACAUUCGGGACACGCUGGUGGUCACACUGAACUGUGUUGCGUUCCGCUGGGAAGAUGUUUCCACUUCUUUGAGGUGCAUUGCCCUUCGAGAUUGCAAAAUUCCAGCUAUCCGAGGCCCCUUUCGCCUUCGCCCUCCCCAGCUGCAUUUGCCCAUGUGUCCGUCCCCCGUGAAUGGAGGAGGACAGUGUGGUAGAGAAGCCGAUAGCAUAGGUCGUCAGCAACGUCUUGUUUCGAGGAGGGUGGUCGCUCGUGUCUUCGGAAGGGUUCGAAGGAGGAGAUCAUUCGGGGCCGGGCGAAUGGCCGGCUGGGUCUCGGAGAAUUUGCAUGUCGGUUUGUCGCCAACGAGGCUGUGGUCAACGAUGUCAAAGAGUUGGAGGGGGGAUUUGGGAGUCCUGAGCUUGGGGACGGCCUGGUGCCAGACUGCAUUUUGGUGUUUCCUGGGGAACCUCUGGUCCGGGUGUCGAAGCCCACAAAGAAAGCGGCGGGUUGAUGGACGUCGGUGUUCGGGUUGGCAUGUUGGGGAUUGGGUGUGUCUCAGUAUAAGGUGUGUCGAUGCUGGGACCACAGUCGCGUGGCUGUUGACGAUAGAUCAACUGCUUCUCGAUGGGAGAUGGCAGAGUUGAUCUUGUCUCCGGUAUCUUGUUUCCGGUGCUCUCCGAUGCCUCGAGGGCGCACGUUGACUUGCAACAAAAAGCUUCUCUCUGACCAUUUUUUGCGAGCCGG
Molecule: messenger RNA, 1013 nt
Organism: Phialemonium atrogriseum
Lineage: Eukaryota; Fungi; Ascomycota; Sordariomycetes; Cephalothecales; Cephalothecaceae
Exons: 1
Coding region: 245-913 (222 amino acids)
Source: RefSeq, a predicted model, not a curated record